AUGUGCUGUAUCAUCUCCAUAGUCCUUCUACCUCCAGCCAAACCAAUGGACAAGAAUGUGAAAAAGAUUGCGCUGCGCAAAAGAGUUGAUUUCCUGGGGAUCGCUAUGUUUGCUAUCUCGAUCACUACCUUCCUUGUUGCCCUCAGGCUUCUAGGUGACCAUGAAGCUUCGACGAGAAUAACGAUUCUCUUCGGAGUAGUCUCCGUUGUAUUUGGUGCUUUUUUCCUUGUGGUAGAGGCAUACUAUGCGCGGGAACCCGUUAUUCCCCCUGGCUUACUCAAAAGCAUGGCAGGUCCAUACGCUGUCCAGGUGCUUUUACAAAAGAUUACCCUCACAAUAUACAUGCUUGAACAAUGGCCACUGACAUUUGCACAGAAUUUGACAAAUAUCGCGCCCUAUUUCAUUCGCACCACGGGGGCUAGUAAUACACGAGCUGCAAUUUACCUUGCUCCUGUGUUCGUGGGUUUCACAACUGGCUCUGUCACUUCUGGUUAUAUUAUCAGGAAGUAUAAGACCUUAUCGAUUAUAUCUGUUCUUCUCGGCCUCACGUUUUUCACCCUGAUUGCGGUAAGAUGGCGAACUGGGGUAAGUAGCUGGGAGUCGCUAUACGUGCUCCCAGCUUUCCUGAGUUUCGGUCUCUUGCUCUCGACAACCUUUACCGGGCUGAUUGCGUGCACUCCGAAAUCCAUUCAUGCCACAGCUAUAUGCGUCUACUAUCUCUGCCAGCAGGUUGGCACCAUGCUUGGAACUGUUCUUUCCUCUCUGACUAUUGAAACAAUAAUGCGUGAGGUUCUUAAGAUACGCCUGGAGGACAUUCCUAACAAAAAGGAGAUAAUUGAGCGUGUUCUACAUGAUUCUAACCCUAGCAUCAUCCCCGAGGCGCUACGAAGCAUUAUUCGGAGCAGCUAUCUCUACAGCUUUCAAUUUGCUGCCUGUUAG
This is a messenger RNA of Trichophyton benhamiae CBS 112371, 939 nucleotides long. RefSeq names its product MFS multidrug transporter, putative. Gene Ontology annotation, biological process: transmembrane transport; basic amino acid transport. The transcript is spliced from 4 exons. NCBI's taxonomy places the organism in Eukaryota, Fungi, Ascomycota, Eurotiomycetes, Onygenales, Arthrodermataceae. Gene Ontology annotation, cellular component: fungal-type vacuole membrane. The record is from RefSeq and is a predicted model, not a curated record. Gene Ontology annotation, molecular function: basic amino acid transmembrane transporter activity. The coding region runs from base 1 to 939 and encodes 312 amino acids.